Phlebotomus papatasi is the source of this 1892-nucleotide messenger RNA. RefSeq names its product esterase FE4-like. The transcript is spliced from 3 exons. Lineage: Eukaryota; Metazoa; Arthropoda; Insecta; Diptera; Psychodidae. Bases 894 to 1892 code for a protein of 332 amino acids. The record is from RefSeq and is a predicted model, not a curated record.
AGAAUGAUAAUCAUUAUCUUACAACAGCUAAAACUAUAUGGUCAUAUAAAUAUUUUUAACGCAAUAGCAUGAGUUCUGCACUUAAACUUUUCAGAAGAGUGCUGAGUAAAAUUAGACUUAGUUGAAAGAACUUGUACGGAUGUUGUUGAGAUUCAGAAAAAAAAUGUUAAGGAACUCUUUGAGCUUAGUGCAAAGGCUGAUUACACAGGAUUGUAUAUGUGACUGGCAAGGACAGUCGGCACAAAGCAAACAAUUUGAUCCUCCUCUAUACUUCCAAUCCAACAAGGAAAAAGGAGAAACUAUCAGGAUUUGAAGCGCGAUUGAGAUGGUACGGUCAUGUGAUGCGUCGCCCGGAGGAUCAUCUAAUAAAGAGAGUUCUCGAUGAACCCCACAAAAAAAGAGGUCCUGGCCGUCCCCCUACCACUUGGCUCUCCACUGUAAAAAAGGACAUGAGGUCUAAAGGACUCGAAAGUGAAGCGACCCAGGAUCGCGCAACCUGGCGAAGAUGUACAGGGAGUGCCAACCCCACAUAGUGGGACAAACUGGCAAGGUGUUUGUGUUGUGUGUGUCUAUCAGGAUUUGAGGCAUUUAGUAAUCCAAUUCGUUAAGAAGUCUUGAGUAUAGAACUCAAGUAUGAUCCAUCGGACACAGCAAUACUAAUACGGUUGAAGAUUCGAGGUUUCCGCAAGCGAAGAUUUUUAUAUAAUCAGCCAUCAUGAUCAAGAGAAAAAGUACAGAUUUUUUGUCAUGUGAAUUAUCCAAAUUAAUUGUGUUAUUUUUCGCUUCAAAGAAAUAAAUUAGAUGUUUUUAUUUGGUGUCCAAACACGGUAUAAAUUUUAAAAAAUUAUCAUAGAACACUCAGUCGGAUUUGGAACGCUAUAUAAUCGUUAACAAUGAAGGUGAUUUUUCCUUUAGUAAUCCUUUUUUUAAAUUUAUGUGAUAGUGAUGCUAAAAUAUCAGAAUCACUAAAAGUUACAUUGCCUCAUGGAGGAGGAAUUAUUGGACGAUAUUUGACAUCCUUUCGUGGACAUGGAAUUCGGGCUUUUAUGGGAAUCCCCUAUGCUGAGCCACCAGUUGGAAAUUUGAGGUUCAGCAACCCGGUUCCCAAAAGUCCCUGGAGUGGCUAUAUGGAAACAGUGUCUAAUGAUUUUCCAAAUACUUCUGAACCGUUGCCCGUAAUGGUGUACUUCCAUGGAGGAGCCUGGUCUAUAGGUUCUGGUUCACUCUACAGGCCAGAUUUUUUCUUGGAUCAUGAUGUCAUCUUAGUGAUUGGAAAUUACCGCUUAGGUGCUUUGGGUUUCUUAUCAACCAAUACGAGUGAUAGCCCAGGAAAUUUUGGAAUUAAGGAUCAAGUAGAAAUACUCAAAUGGGUUCAGGAAAAUAUUGGUGUUUUUGGUGGAAAUCGAGAUCAAGUAACAAUAUUUGGGCAAAGUGCUGGAGCUGUAUCUGUAACAUAUUUACUUGCUUCUCAGUGUACCAAAGGAUUGUUUCACAGAGCUAUAGCCCAAAGUGGAAAUUAUUUUGACCCAUGGGCUUUCUUGGAUAAUUCACUUGUCCUGGAGAGAACUAAGAAAUAUGCAAAUGUUUUGGGAUGUACACUAAAAGAUGAGAAUUGGAAUGAGUUGGUGGUAUGUCUGCGUGGAAAAUCUGUUGAUGAUUUAGUGAAAUUUACAAAUGAGCUAAGUGAAUGGUUUCUAUCACCUCUUGUAAAAUUUCCACCAACAAUUGAGUAUGAUAUAAAAGGUGGUGUUAUAUUUGAAAACCCGAGAAACUUAAAAGAGAAUCAUGGCUUGAAAAUUCCUUUGUUAAUUGGAUUAACACGUGAUGAAGGUGCAACCGUAUCUGCUGAUGGGAAGAGCUCCUCCCAAUUAUACUAUCCUACAACAGGUUAG